This is a messenger RNA of Drosophila hydei, 903 nucleotides long. RefSeq names its product group XIIA secretory phospholipase A2 (gene GXIVsPLA2). Lineage: Eukaryota; Metazoa; Arthropoda; Insecta; Diptera; Drosophilidae. The record is from RefSeq and is a predicted model, not a curated record. Gene Ontology annotation, molecular function: calcium ion binding; A2-type glycerophospholipase activity. Gene Ontology annotation, biological process: lipid catabolic process; arachidonate secretion; phospholipid metabolic process. Gene Ontology annotation, cellular component: extracellular region. The transcript has 2 exons. Bases 77 to 763 code for a protein of 228 amino acids.
UAAAUAGUUAGUAAACACGCAGUACGAGAAAUGUGUGUAACGUUCAUUGACUAUUGACGCAUAUAUUAAAUACACAAUGCAAUUUUCCUGGAUGAAGCUAGCAAUUUAUCUGCUAACAUUUUUAACAUACGCAUAUUCUGGUUAUGGAUCUAGCACAAUUGUGCACCUAAGAGAUGCAAUAAUAGCUGCUGAGGCCAUUUUCGGUGACGUCUUUAAAAAUUUCAUCACAAUUGUGCGCAAAUUUCGAACCGUGCAUGAGGUAUUUGAUGCAGCCGUCGACGAAAACUGCAUAUUUCAGUGCCCAGUGCCAGAUGGCGGUGGAACGGCGCCGCGCGCCGUACAAAAUAAGUUCUAUGUGCCCGCCGCUGAUGGCUGCGGUUCUUUGGGCCUGAGAAUCAGUACCGAAUAUCUGCCCGCCGCCGAAAUGGAAACAUGCUGCAAUACGCAUGAUAUUUGCUAUGAUACCUGCAAUAGCGAUAAGGAGCUUUGCGAUUUGGAUUUCAAGCGUUGCUUGUAUAGAUACUGCGAUAGCUAUGAGAAAUCUAUUGCCAGCGAUCUGAUGACCAAAGGCUGUAAAGCGGCCGCGAAGAUGUUAUUCACAGGUACCUUGACACUGGGCUGCAAAUCUUACCUGGAUUCGCAGCAGCGGUCAUGUUACUGUGCUCCUAGCAAACCGACUAACUUUAAUGGCAAUAAGUACUCGAAUAGCAAGGAAAAACAGCAGCGGCAGAAGUACGGUUGGAAGGAUCGUAACGAAAUAUAACACGGAUUGGAUAAAUAUGUUAUUUGUUGUAGUUAAGUUCAUGUUAGUUUUUAGUUAUGGUUAUACUUUUCUACCAUUUGACGAAUUUUUAUAGCUUAAUACCAAAGCUAGCAGAGUCUCAGUAUUUGUUUAGCGUGCAG